AUGGAAUUCUUAGGUGUUGCAUGUGAAUGUCACGUAGAUGUCUGUAGCAGCAAAGGACUUCUUUCUGGAGCGAUUGCCUUCCUCACAAAGGAACAAAGGCUUAUUGACUGCAGACAUCAGCAAGUAUUGAUAUCUGAGACACUCUUGAAGUGCCGCGUUCUCAAUGGGGCCGAAUUCAUCGUGGUUGUGGAGAAAGACGCUGCCUUCCAGAAAAUGAUUGAUGAUGGUUUCUUCGAAUGUUUUCCCGGGAGUAUACUGGUAACGGGCAGAGGCUAUCCAGACCUUUGCACUCGGAAAAUGAUGCGAUGGCUAGUGGACCAAUUGUCAGUUCCUUUGUACGGGCUAUUCGACAGUGAUCCGCAUGGGCAGGAUUGCUAUGUGAAACAAAUCCAGUGGUUAGGUUUUAAGCCGUCCGAAGUCCACAACCUACCAGUUGCUAGCAACCAAUAUAUCAAGCUUAGCAAUCGUGACUUUGUGAAGAUCAGGAAACUUCGACGGAGAGCACAAGCUCUCGGUGAGCAGAACGUGGUCGUAGAGUUAGAUAUACUCUGCUCCCUGCGUUCCAAACUUGAAUUGGAAGCAUUAUCUUCAAUCGCUCCACAGUUCAUAGUUCGCAUGUAUCUACUGCCUCGACUAAAAGAUGUGUUAGAGAGUCAUAGAACGAUCAAGUUAUCUACAGAACCAGAAGAAGAAACUUAAGAAAAACUGCCUCAUACAGCAGUGAUUGUGCUAUCACCCAUUCUGUUGAAAAUUAGUCAAAAAAGUGAUAAUACUUUGCAAAUACCUUCUAUUCUGUUGUACUCCGCUUACCUCUCUCAAAAGAGAUUAUGAGACUAUGACCAUGAUACUGCCGUUUGUUUGUUUGUA
Messenger RNA from Cylicocyclus nassatus, 867 nucleotides. The record is from the annotation of a GenBank genome assembly. NCBI's taxonomy places the organism in Eukaryota, Metazoa, Nematoda, Chromadorea, Rhabditida, Strongylidae.